Messenger RNA from Symbiodinium sp. CCMP2592, 1512 nucleotides. NCBI's taxonomy places the organism in Eukaryota, Dinophyceae, Suessiales, Symbiodiniaceae. The record is from the annotation of a GenBank genome assembly.
AUGGUUCGCUCCGUGUGGCACAAAACUGUCCGUCCCAAUCGCCAAGCCGGCAGCUCCGACAUCAUGUCCGUCAGGGUGGAAGUUGGUUUGCUCAGUGGCAAGACAGCUACUGUGCGAGUCGGACUGGAGGAGAAGGUUGAAGCAUUGAGGCUUCGGGCGCAGACCACAUUUGGAGUGGGCAAAGCUCGGCUGGUGAACUCAUUUGGAAGCAUCCUGGAUGAAUCUGUGCCGAUAAAGCUGUCUAGCGUGCAAGACGGUGAUGCACUGACAUUGCAAAUAUGCAAUACAGUUCAAGUUCAAGCCUCUAGCUUCGCUUUUGCUGCCAUCCUCAGCGACAAAUCCGUCGUGAUUUGGGGCAUUAAAGAAGGCUGGAGCGAUGACAGCACUGCCGUGCUGGAUCAACUGGAGAAUGUGGAUCAGAUCCAGGUCAGUUGCGGAGCUUUUGCUGCCAUUCUUGGCAACGGGUCCGUUGUGACCUGGGGUGAUCCUGCAGCUGGCAGUGACAGUAGUGAUGUGCAGCAUCUUCUGCAGAAUGUGCAAGGAAUCCAAGCCACUGAUUUUGCUUUUGCUGCCAUUCUUGGCGAUGGAUCCGUCCUGACCUGGGGUGAUCCUGAAGCUGGUGGUGACAGCAGUGCUGUUCAGGAUCAGUUGAAGGAUGUGCAGCAAAUCCAAUCCACCGGAAGUGCUUUUGCUGCCAUUCUGGGUGACGGGUCUGUCAUGUCCUGGGGUAGCGCUGACGAUGGCGGCGACAGCAGUGAUGUGCAGCAACAGCUGAAGAAUGUGUGCCAGAUCCAGGCAUCAGGUGCUGCUUUUGCUGCCAUUACUGGUGAUGGUUCCGUCGUGACAUGGGGUGCUGCCUGUUAUGGUGGUGACAGUAGUGCUGUGCAGGGUCAGCUAAAGACUGUGCAGCAAAUCCAAGCCUCUAUCCGCGCUUUCGCUGCCAUUGUGGGCGACGGAUCGGUUGUGACUUGGGGUUCUGGCAACUAUGGUGGUGACAGCAGCACUGUGCAGGACCAGCUACGUAAUGCGCGGCAGAUCCAAGCUUCUCAUCGCUCUUUUGCCGCCAUGCUGUUUGAUGGAUCUGUGCUGACCUGGGGUGAUGCUGAAGAUGGCGGUGACAGUAGCGCUGUGCAGGAUCAGCUGAAGAAUGUGCAGCAGGUCGUGUCAUCUGGCAAUGCUUAUGCUGCAGUUCUUGAUGACGGAUCUGUUGUCACCUGGGGCGAUGCAAACUAUGGCGGUGACAGCAGUACUGUGCAGGAUCAACUGAAGCAUGUUCAACAUCUCCAAGCCACUGCAGCCGCCUUUGCUGCCAUCCUUGUCGAUGGAUCUGUCGUGGCCUGGGGUGACCCUCAAGAUGGUGGCGACAUCAGUGCUGUGCAGCAUCAACUGAGGGAUGUGCAGCACAUCCAAUCCACUGCAAGUGCGUUUGCUGCCGUUCUUGGCAGUGGGUCUGUCAUCACCUGGGGCGGUAAUGCUAUCAAUGGCGGCUACGCAGUGAUCAGCAAUAGCUGA